Molecule: messenger RNA, 1242 nt
Organism: Poecilia latipinna (sailfin molly)
Lineage: Eukaryota; Metazoa; Chordata; Actinopteri; Cyprinodontiformes; Poeciliidae
Product: SWI5-dependent HO expression protein 3-like
Exons: 2
Coding region: 481-1227 (248 amino acids)
Source: RefSeq, a predicted model, not a curated record
UAGAUUUUACAAUAAAAAAUGAUUAAAAUUUUCUGGUUAAAAAAUGUUGUUACAUUUUUUAUUUUGUAUUCUUUUGCAUCUUCAGAGCAGGCCAGUUAGAAUGAACAGAUUCAUGUCUGUUGCUAUAUGAGUCUUUCUGUACCUAAACUCAUUAUCAUAUGCAUGUGUUGUAUCAGUUUUAGCAGUACUUCUCAUUUAUCCUCAUUCAAUCAUAGAAAUUCUCCAUCUUACAAGCCAAAGCAGGUGGAGCCAGAGUGGCAGCUAUGAAGAAUGUUGAAAGACGCACAAAACAUUUUCUAAUUAGUAAGGGAAAAAAAAAAUCAAGACAUUUCCUCGUGUGUUUUACAGAUAAAAAGAUAACGUGGGACUUUCCUUCAGGGGAACUUUUACACUUAAAAGGAGGAGCCUGUUGAAAGUUGUGUCUAUUUCUUUGGCAGGAACCACACAGCAAGCAGCGGCGACGCUGUCUGGACAUUGAAAAUGGCCAUCAAGGUGUUUUUUCUUGCUGUUUUGUUCAGACUUGCAAAUUCUCAACUCCCAUAUAUUCGGACUUGCGACCCGGUGCCAAAAGUAACGACACAGACUCCGACAGUGUGCUCCAAUUAUGAGAAUAUUAAAUACAUCUAUGAAGGACAGGAGAGCCUCAGAAAAACUGUUUCACAGCUGAAAAUGUCGGUGGAAAUCAACAACGCCAUGCUUAUGAGAUUGGAAAGGACUCUAAACAACAGCCUUGCAGAGUUGACCAGAGCUACCGAAAGUCAAAGUUCUGCCAUUCAGAGUCUAAGGAGGGAUGUCAACAAACUGGAGAACCACCAAGAAAGAGUCGGGGGAAACUUCAGUGAAAUCGAGCAGAGACUGGAUAUAACCGAGAAGAAGCUAACAGAAAAAAAGGCCAAGCUUGAAAGUCUGGAGACAAAAACUGAAGUUGCUUUUGAGAACAUGAACACGCUGCUGAACACGUACAAGGAUGAACUGUCCCACCUCAACUCUAAGGCCCACGACCUUGAGGUACAACUGGAAGGUCAGCUGAAUGUCACCAAGGUGGACCUUGAAGAAAAACUAGAUGUGAUUGAGAAAAACACUGAAGCUAUUAGCACCAAACUACACAACCAGAAAACUGAACUGGACCACAGAAUCACAAGCAGGUUCAACAAAGUCAUUCAUGAGCUGGAAACACAAAACGCCACGAUGAACCAUCUGAUUGGUCAAACUGCAGGUGGGUGUUGAUAUAAGUUGGUAUUA